UAACAGAUUUUUGGCGGGAGUAUUGCGAAAGACGGAAAAUGCCUGGAAAUUUAAAGUGCCAGUGUUGAAAAGUAUUGCUACAAAGACGUAUAAAGAAAUCUGUCGAGACGAGUGGAGUAAUAAGAUGGAAAUGUUAAAUGAAGAUAUUCAGAAAUUGAACAUUAGUGAGGACAAAGUAGUCAGUGAAAGUAGCAAAAGUUCAUCAAGUGCCAAUAGUGUGGACGAAGACUUCAAUGGGAACAAUCCAAAGAUGAAAGAAGUUGAAGAAAUCAGAAACAUGGAGAUGUAG
Molecule: messenger RNA, 289 nt
Organism: Meloidogyne enterolobii
Lineage: Eukaryota; Metazoa; Nematoda; Chromadorea; Rhabditida; Meloidogynidae
Source: the annotation of a GenBank genome assembly